Selaginella moellendorffii is the source of this 1615-nucleotide messenger RNA. Its product is annotated as high mobility group B protein 6. NCBI's taxonomy places the organism in Eukaryota, Viridiplantae, Streptophyta, Lycopodiopsida, Selaginellales, Selaginellaceae. Gene Ontology annotation, molecular function: DNA binding. The record is from RefSeq and is a predicted model, not a curated record. Bases 114 to 1529 code for a protein of 471 amino acids. The transcript has 13 exons.
GGGAAAAGGAUCUGACCGUUUAUAUCCAGCCCAAAGAACCAUAAAACCCUUGGUGGAAGAAAGCGGCGUGCGAGCGGCGGGAUCCAUUCUUGCGGCGUUUGAUCUUAGGAGAGAUGCCUACCCGCAGGAAAGCCGCGGCAGCAGCGGCAGCCGCCCAAGCUCCAGCUCCGGCGAUGGAGUCCAACAAGGAAAAUGUGGCCGAGGGAGCUGGGGCUCCAGUGCCGGUGUCUCCGCCCAUGAGGGCGGCUGGAAAGGGGCUUAAGAGUGCCAGGAACUGGGAGGAGGAGCUGGAGACGAUGACCCAGAAGCUCAACAAGAUGAGGCUUGAGAAGGAGGAAGUCCAGAAACUCGUCCUGGAGCAGGGCGCCAAGAUCAAGGAGCAGCACGAUCGCAUCGCGAUGCAAAGCAAGGAGCAUGAGAAGCUCCAGGAGAAGAUUAGGAAGCUCGAGAAGGUCAAGGAGUUCCAGCCAAAUCUUAGCAUCCCUUUGCCAGACGAGUCCUCCGACGAUUCGAAGGGAAAGAAGAAGAAAAAUGACCCCGAGAGAAUUAAAAAGCCUCUUAGUUCGUACUUUCUUUGGUGUAACGAUCAGCGUGAGAAGGUGCGCGCGCAAAAUCCCAACGCUGGUAUUAAAGAGCUGAGCUCCAUUUUUGGCGAGCUCUGGAAAUCUGUUUCGGAGGAGGAGAAGAAGCCAUACGAAGAGAUUUACCAGAAGAACAAAGAAGAGUACCUGAAGCUUGUCGGCAAGGAGAAGAGAGAAGCCGAGGCACUUAAGCUUCUACAAGACGAGAAAAACAGAAAGCUUUCGAAGGAAAUUCUGGACCAAUUUAUGGAAUAUAAAAAGGAAAUCCAAGCCCAGGCGAAACCAAAAAAGAAGGAGAAGGACCCGGAAAAGCCAAAAAGGCCCACGACUGGCUACAUGGCUUACUCAGAGGAACGAAGGCCCGCUUUGAUGAAUGAGAAUCUCAAGGUCCCACAGAUAGGAAAAAUACUUGGCGAAGAAUGGCGAAGCAUGGAUGAAAAAGCACGUGCACCUUAUGAGAAGAUUGCUACUGACGCAAAGGCUACAUACCUCACUGAAAUGGAGGCUUACAAUAAGAAAAAAGCCCAGGAGGAAGUUGUCGCAGAGCAAGCUCUGAAAGAGAAGGCGAAAAGAGACAAGGUCUGUGGUUUGGAGCUGCUGAAGCAGAAAGAGAAGGAAGACGAAGUUAAGAAGGCAAUGAAAGCGGAGAAAGCACCACGCAAAGCUAAAGCCAAGACAGCCGAGCCAGGAAAACCGAAGAAGGCGGCGACGGCUUACAUCCUGUUUGGAAUGGAAUACCGGAAGAAGUUACAGGCCGAGAUGCCAACAGCGAAGUUCGCAGAGCUCACUGCGCUCGUUGCGAGCAAAUGGAACGAGAUGGGCGCCGAGGAGAAGCAGCCUUACGUCAAUCAAGCAGGCGUUGAGAAGCUAAAGUAUCAGGAAGCUAUGGAGGAAUUCAAGAGGCUCAGUCCAGAUCCCAAGGACGGAGCUACGACCUCCACAACUUAGCUUGAGAUUGCCUACUUUGCAAAAGCGUCCAUUCAAUGAUAGAUGUUGAAUGUGAUUGAUGUUAAAUUUCCAUCCACUCUUUGCUA